AUGGCUAUAGCUAGCAUAUGCUCAUCCCCAAGCCCAGCCCAACUCUCCCCACCAUUUCUCUGUCUUCACUUCUUUCAUCCAAGACUCACCAUUCUUUGCAACCCUCUUUACCAACUUCUCGUCUUCCUCCAAAAUUGGCGGGAAUUUGGUUCUGGUGAUUCACUGCCCAUUGCGGAAGCAGCAGAGGCGAUUGCUUUGGCCGGAGCUGCUGGCAUGGAGGCAGCCAAUGGUGCUGUGUCCGUAGCUUCUGGAACUGGUAAAGUUGGUCAUCCUGGGGAAGAUGAUAAUGAAGGGGUUAGUGAUGGGAGUGUGGGAAUUGAAGUGAGAAGGAAGAGAAGGAGGAAAAGGAGAAAAGGGUUGGGAUCUUUGGAUGGAGAAGAGUAUAAGAGGAACUUCCCGGAGCAGAGGAUUUUGGUUGACUCUGUAAAAUCUUGGUGUUUGAGUUCAAAAGAGGAGGCAGAGCUUUGUUUGUGUCUCAAGGAGGGAACAAGGAUUGAAAAUGCUAUGCUAAGAACCACAGAAUCCGAAGAGAAUCUUUCUAUCUCAAGAAAGAAGCCUCUAGGUUUGAGGGAGAGGAAUCUGGACAAGGUGUUGUGUAAUACAAGAGAGUCAAGAGAAAGAAUAGCUCCGCGAUACCAAGGACUA
Molecule: messenger RNA, 645 nt
Organism: Neltuma alba
Lineage: Eukaryota; Viridiplantae; Streptophyta; Magnoliopsida; Fabales; Fabaceae
Product: RNA polymerase sigma factor sigD, chloroplastic-like
Exons: 2
Source: RefSeq, a predicted model, not a curated record